Molecule: messenger RNA, 2336 nt
Organism: Tarenaya hassleriana
Lineage: Eukaryota; Viridiplantae; Streptophyta; Magnoliopsida; Brassicales; Cleomaceae
Product: protein SUPPRESSOR OF GENE SILENCING 3
Exons: 6
Coding region: 178-2058 (626 amino acids)
Biological process (GO): defense response to virus; regulatory ncRNA-mediated gene silencing
Source: RefSeq, a predicted model, not a curated record
UCUUCCUCUUCGCCCUUUUUUUCUUCCCUCAGUACUACGCAGAGCUCACGCGUUCGGCGCUCUCUCUCGGCCUGAACCAUCCAACCUACCUCAGCGGCGCGUGGCUACAAUCGCCGCCGUGUUCUUCGGUAAAGUCUGUUCCUUUUUUUCCGGCUUCGAUCUCUACUCGUCUUAGAAAUGAGUCUUAGGUCCGGUUCGAGGUCUUCCAAGGGAAAGAACAUUUCCGAGGGUUCCAACCCAGAUGUGGACCAGUUGUCUCACGGUGUAGCCGGGACAAAGUUGGUCCCUUCGCAAGAUGAUGGUGGUGAAUGGGAGGUCAUUGGGAAGAAGAACAAAAACAAAUCUGGAAACACUGGUGGGAAAUCUUGGGCUCCUCAAAGUUCGAACUCUAGGACUUGGGGUAACCCAGGAAGGGGAAGUAGUGGUAAUGUACCGAGGGGUAAUGCCAAUGCCUGGGGCGUACAAGCCACUGAUCCGAGGGUUUCUGCUGGUCGAGGGAAUCCUCGUAACCAAAACAUGAACAGGGGUUAUGACAACAGCUAUGGGGCUCCGCAACCCGCAAUUCGGCCUCCUCUGGAGAAAGGUUGGAAUUGGCAGUCAAGACCGGGGGCUGCUUUGUUCAGAGAGACUCAGCAGGAGCAGGAAAAGAGAGAGGCUGAUGAACCAGAAAAUUUUGGUGGCACUGAUGAAGAGGAUGAUUAUGGGUCUGACGCUCUGGAUGAUUCCGAUGAAGAUCUCCUGAGUGAUGACUAUGAUUCAGAUGAUAGUCAAAAGAGCCAUGGAACACGGAAGAAGAACAAAUGGUUCAAAAAGUUUUUCGAGAGCUUAGAUAGCUUGUCUAUCGAGCAGAUUAACGAACCUCAGAGACAAUGGCACUGUCCAGCAUGCCAGAACGGCCCUGGUUCUAUCGACUGGUAUUGCCUUCAGCCCCUUAUAACCCAUGCAAGAACAAAGGGAGCUAGGCGAGUUAAGCUGCAUAGGGAAUUGGCAGAAAUCUUAGACGAGGAGCUGCGGAGGAGGGGAGCUUCAGUCAUCCCAGCUGGUGAAGUUUACGGCCAGUGGAAGGGAUUGGGAGAAGAGGAAAAGGAUCAUGAAAUAGUGUGGCCUCCGAUGGUCAUGAUAAUGAAUACUAGACUUGACAAAGAUGAUAACGAUAAGUGGGUUGGCAUGGGAAACGCAGAGCUACUCGAGUAUUUCAGCAAUUAUCCUGCUAAUAGGGCACGACAUUCAUACGGUCCACAAGGCCAUCGGGGCAUGAGUGUUCUCAUAUUCGAGGGCAGUGCCACUGGGUACCUCGAGGCUGAGCGCCUUGCCAGGGAUCUAGCUGAACAAGGCCUGGAUAGAAAUGCCUGGGACCGUAGACGUAAUUUGCUUUAUGCUGGCAAACGACAGUUAUAUGGGUUCCUGGCUUCAAAGGAAGAUCUAGAUAUCUUCAAUCAGCAUUCACAAGGCAAAACGGCGCUGAAAUUCGAGAUGAGAUCGUACAGGGAGAUGGUGGUGAAGGAGCUGAGGCAAAUAUCUGAGGACAAUCAGCAGCUGAACUGGCUUAAGAACAAGCUCACUAGACAGAGCAAUCAUGCAAAGGUGCUGGAGGAAUCUCUUGAAAUAAUGAGUGCGAAGCUGCGGAAAACAACAGAGGAGAAUCGGAUUGUGAGGCAGAGAACGAAGAUGCAGCACGAGCAGAACAGGCAAGAGAUGGAUUCACAAGACAAGUUCUUCAAAGAGCAAAUCCAAAUGAUACAUGAAGCAAGAGACGAACAAGAGGAGAACUUUGAGAUGCUGCAGCAGCAGGAACGUGCCAAGGUCAAGGAGCAGAAUGCUAAUUCUUCGAGCAACGAUGAUUAUCGAAGAAGGGCGGAGGAGAUAUCGAGUUUCAUAGAGUUCCAAGAGAAAGAGAUGGAUGAGUUCGUGAGGGAGAGGGAGAAGCUGAUAGAAGAGCACGAGAAGAAGAUGGCCGAGAUGAGGCAGAGGCAUUACGAGGAAGAGCUCGAACUCGAGAGAGAGUUCGAUGACUCUCUUAAUCUCUUGAUGGAUAAGUACUCCCCUCACUCCCCUUGAUGAGAUUGGCCAGCCAAUAAAACACAAGAGUUAAAAAAAAGGUUACAUGUUUUUUACUUGAGAAACAUGAACUCUUUCUGGUCCGAAUUUGAGCUGCUUUUUUUUUGGGGGGAGCGUUCUGAGAGAGAGUUUCUUCUGGUCUUAAUCUCUCCAUGUUGAUGAUGGAUGACGACCCGCUUUUCUCUUUGGGGGCUGUAACGAUCAUGACAUGAUCGACAGUUUUCUUGAUUCAUUAACUUGCAGUCAUGUCCUUUAUAAUAAAUAUUGAACUUGAUACA